GGCCAAAACAUCAACACGUUACGUUCGCGGGCGUCGAAAAUGUGCGCGAGAAACACACAGAAACGUUGAUUUUUGACAACAUCAGUCAAAGCGAGUAGACGACAUACGUGCAGCCAUUUUAAAUAUAUACGUAAACAGACUGGUCUUUCUGGAAACCAGCAGUUACCCGAUUGAUGUCAGUGGUCAAAGUAAACACUACAACAGGAAAAGAAGUUGUUCCGAUCAACACAGGGAAGUUAAACUCACCGCAAAACUCCCCGGAUGAGCGAAUACCGAAGGCCUGACCAACUGUGCUGCUAAUGUGCUAACGUGGCUAAAUUCAGCUGGCCGAGCUAACGGGACGCUGUUGUUUCUAAGUCUGCACAGUAACUGGCUAAAAUGUUUGGUUCUUCAAGAUCUGGAGGAGUCAGAGGGGGCCAGGACCAGUUCAACUGGGAUGACGUAAAAGUUGAUAAACACAGAGAAAAUUAUCUUGGGAAUUCUUUGAUGGCACCAGUAGGACGAUGGCAAAAAGGCAAAGAUCUGACAUGGUAUGCAAAAGACAAAAAAGGCAAGAAAGUUUUGUCCAGAGAAGAAGAACUUGCUGCCAUCAAGGCUGCAGAGCACGAGGCACUGAUGGCUGCCCUUGGGCACAAGAAUAUAAAGAGACAACCAACUGGCCUGACUAAAGAGGACCUUGUAGAUGUUUGCAGGAGGGAAGAGGUUGAUGGUGAAGAGAGAAAUGUGGACCGUGUCUCAGGCUUGGGAAGCUCCAGUGCAGGGUCAAGGAAAAUGCUGCUCUCGCAAAAGGAAAAGGAGGCAGCAAAAAUCGGCUUGCCUGUUUUUACACACCACAAGACAGAGGCUGGUCCAGAAACCUCAACAAAAACGGUGUCUCAGAGUGUAGAAAAACAGGACGUGGAACAGCGGCACGAGAGCAAAAAGAAAAAGAAAGAAAAAAAGAGCAAAAAGGAGAAAAAGAAGAAGGAAAAAAAGAAGAAAAGGCACAGAAGAGACUCGUCCUCAUCCGAGUCGGAUGAUGAACGAAAGAGGCAGAAAAAGGACCACCAUCAUCAUAAUCCAUCAUACCAUAGUCAGAGUGGAGCCAGACCCCAUGACAGCCAUUCAAGGGGGGGAGCAAAGGCUGAACGACAGCCCUCCAACCCCCAUCACCGGCAGCAGCGACAUGACACAGACUCCUCUGAUGGGGGGUCUCCUGUCCCCCGUAACCCUGUCAGCCACAAGACGGCCCCUGCUGGUGCCGCACAAAGCCACAGGCGGCGCCACGACACAGACUCGGACGACUGAUGCCCCCCCGACCCCACCCCCCAAUUCAAAGACGCAUAAUGUGGACAGAAGCCACUACAGCAGAUUGACUGGCCCUGAAGACCUCGUGGAUGGAGAUGGGUCGAUGUGUCUGACUAACAGGCGUUGGCCUCGUUUUAACUUUUUCACCCAGUCAGUUGUCAUGGGACACUGGUGUUUUUUGUCUUUGUUUUUGGUUUUCUUAACACUGAAUAAACCAACAAAUACUGUGUGUUCUGUUAUA
Scatophagus argus is the source of this 1528-nucleotide messenger RNA. It is a transcript of the gene c13h1orf35, whose product is annotated as chromosome 13 C1orf35 homolog. NCBI's taxonomy places the organism in Eukaryota, Metazoa, Chordata, Actinopteri, Scatophagidae. The record is from RefSeq and is a predicted model, not a curated record. The coding region runs from base 379 to 1287 and encodes 302 amino acids. The transcript has 9 exons.